UUGAUCAAAAUGCCCAAACGACGUGCGGACGAAACUGUGAGACUGGCCAGUGCUGUAAAUGAGAAAAGACGACAAGCACAGAGGACACCUGGCUCGAAUCCGAACCCACGGCAAGAAGUUGUACAAAUUGAUGACUCUUCCCCAACUUCAGGUGAAGUAAAUUUUCAAUCUAACAUUAUUUUGUCCGCCCAUGUUUCUCAAUCUAUCAAAGAGAAAAUAUGGUGCAAUAAUUAUAUAGAAUUACAGCAUCUGCUUCCUAAAGUUAAACCAGAUUCUGCAGGAAAACAAAAAAUACAAUUUGAAAAUGGUGAGCUGAUCCUAUGUCCCAAUGAACAAUCGCCCAAAAGUAUUGAAAACAUUGAAUCUUGGACAGAUGCUUUCCAUAUCUUUAUUGCUAUAUAUAUACUAAAGCAUCCUGAUGAAAUUGGCAAUUUGCUACAAUAUAUGGCAAACAUACGACAGGCAGCAACCAGGCAUAUUGGUUGGGCCGCCUACGACUCUAGCUUUAGGCUGAAAAAAUCGAAUCUUUAA
Messenger RNA from Ruditapes philippinarum (Manila clam), 531 nucleotides. RefSeq lists its product as uncharacterized. The record is from RefSeq and is a predicted model, not a curated record. The coding region runs from base 10 to 531 and encodes 173 amino acids. Lineage: Eukaryota; Metazoa; Mollusca; Bivalvia; Venerida; Veneridae. The transcript has a single exon.